Molecule: messenger RNA, 1485 nt
Organism: Amaranthus tricolor (Joseph's coat)
Lineage: Eukaryota; Viridiplantae; Streptophyta; Magnoliopsida; Caryophyllales; Amaranthaceae
Exons: 4
Coding region: 419-1090 (223 amino acids)
Source: RefSeq, a predicted model, not a curated record
AUUGUAUACCCAUACCCCAAAUCAGUAACCCAAUUCCCCUUACCCUUUUCCUUCCUUCUUCUUCGAGCAAUCAGCAACACCAUCAACAUCUUCAUCACCUUCCUCCUUCUUCUGAAAUUUCGAGUGCCUUCAAGCUAGAUUAAUCAUCUUCUCGUUAAUUCAACUAGUCCAUUCGUGAUCCCUUCUCUCUGUGCAGCAAAAUCAGUGGCGGUUUUCACCGAACACGAACACCGCUUCUCACGGUGGUUCUACAACCAUUACCAGCGUUCCUUCUUCUUGUAAUUGUUGGUGUAAACAAACUAAGGUAUUAAAUCUCUUAAUUUCUAUGUGUAAUUUCAUUUUACUCAUCUUUUAUAAUCGAUUUUCUUCUCAUAUGUUCGAACCCUAACUAUUUCUAAUCGAAAUUAUAUGUAAACAAAUGAAUAUAUUUGUAGAAUUUAUUCCAUUAAAGAAGAAAGAUCUGAAAAUCCUUUUGUGUUCUUUGUUCAUCCAUUUCGAAGGCUUUAGUUGGGUUCUUUUUAGUGUUGAUAGUGCGAAUACGGUAGUUGUGGGACCGCCUUUGAUUCAGGAAAUGAUCGAGCAAUUUCAGCUGAUACGCAAGAGGAUGAAAGCAGCUCAAGAUAGGCAAAAGAGUUACGCAGACCAACGACGUCGACCUCUUGAAUUUCAAGUUGGAGAUAAAGUCUUCCUUCGAGUCUCACCAACUAGAGGUGUGAUGAGGUUUGGAAAGAAAGGUAAGCUCAGUCCAAGAUUCAUUGGACCCUACGAGAUCCUUGAACGCAUAGGCGAGGUCGCAUAUCGACUUGCGUUACCUGCGUCUAUUGAUAGAGUGCAUGAUGUGUUUCACGUAUCUCAAUUAAGGCAGUACAUCUGGGAUGACUCACACGUUCUUCAACCCGAACAAUUAACCUUGGAUGACACCUUGCAGUAUAAAGAGACUCCCAUUCAGAUUCUAGAUAAGAAGACGCAUGAUACUCGUCCAGGUAGUGUAGCACUUGUGAAAGUGCUAUGGUCUAAUCACGUUACCGAAGAAGCCACGUGGGAGGCACAAGAUGCCAUGAGACGCGAUUAUCCUUGGUUAUUUGCUUAGCAAAAUCAGUGGCGGCUUUCACCGAACACGAACACCGCUUCUCACGGUGGUUCUACAACCAUUACCGGCGUUCCUUCUUCUUGUAAUUGUUGGUGUAAACAAACUAAGGAGGCGACUUUAUCGAAGAGCCCUUCUAGUAAUCGCGGGGUAGCAGUUUUGGCCUCUUGAAGCGUACUUUUUGCUGAUUACAAGUUGGAUCCGGUCGGGAAUAAUCGGGUUAGCAAUGUUGAUGAGAGUGCUAAAGAUGUCCUUUUGAGCUGAGGCCGUAUAAGCUUAUAGUUUGUAUUAGGAAUUUUUUAAUGUAUAUUAGUUCUGAUUAGUUCUGAUUAUGUUGAUUAUAAUGGACUCGUAGUGAGUUGUAUGGUCACUUUAUGUUUAGAUUAGAUAUUUGGUUU